This is a messenger RNA of Amoebophrya sp. A25, 2891 nucleotides long. The record is from the annotation of a GenBank genome assembly. Lineage: Eukaryota; Dinophyceae; Syndiniales; Amoebophryaceae.
AUGACGACUCAAAGUAUUUUGAAGGCACUGUUGACGAGUACGAUUGGCGUCACCUCUCCUACUCCUGUAAUAGUUGGAACAUCUACUUCUACAGCAAAUGCCCUCCUGACCGCAACAUGGGCUAGCGUAUGGAAUUUGAUAAACUCGAAGGAGUACGCAGCUGCGCUUGCGGAGGUAAGGGUCUUUUUUGGGACAAAAGUGGUACCGCAUAUAGAUCGUAAAGUGUGGGUGGAGUUUGCGAUUGUGCUUGGACUAGUGCAGAUUGCAUGGACGGGAGCGCAACAAUUUUUAUGGCCUUCAUCUUCUAACGCGUAGAAGUAGAUGAAAGCCAUCCUAGAAAGUUCAAUUGAAUAAUCGCGUCAUCGCGCUCGGGAUGGCCAUAGACAACAUGGUAGUAUAUAACAGAGUAGUUUAUAGCACGCAUGGUGCAUGGAGUAGCAUGGAGUGCAUGGAGCGCAGAGCUUUAAGGGGCGCAAGAAGUUCCCCCUUUAGCUCCAUGCUACUCCAUGUGAUCCAUGCACUCCAUGCCGUGCGAGCUGUGAAACCUUAAAUAAUAAUUGCUCUGAUAUAAUAAUCAUGAUCAUCAGGACUACUUCUCGAAGGAGUCUCAGCGUCAUCGUUGCCCCUUCGUCUCUCACAACUUUAAUUUCCCUCAAGAAUGACAACGAUGCAUCCGAAAGUCUGCUUUUCGAACGCGAUCGCCGUAGACGUGCCUUUUAUGCUGCCAGAUCGAGGCUUCAAGAUCGAGGAGAGCGUAAGGGAGAUCAUGGUUUGGAGAAAGCAGAAGCAGUCAACAGUUUGGACCAUCUUCCGAACAAGCAGCUCUCCGAAGAGACUUUCCGGUCUCUUGUCGCCAAAAUUCGUUCUCAGGACUGUUCAGGUAUAGCAACGGCCGUACCUAUUCGCUCAGACGUGGACGCUUUGCUGUUGCUACACUUGUUUCGUGACCUGGGAAUUUUGCAUCCAAGUUUAGUUAUGGUAGAAACUAACAGACUACAACUGGCUACAAAAAGUUGUAUUUCACAAAAUAUAACAAGCCGCACUUCUCAGUGCUAUUUCACGACAGGAGGAAACGACAGCUGGCUUACAGUCUUUUAACACAUGUUGACAAAUUGUUCUCCAACAACGAACCGGAGUCGUGAUACGACCACAAGGAUCCACUAUUUGAAUUAAAAAAAAUGAUCCACUAUUUUGAAUUCUUAAUUUAGGUUAUAAGGCGUUAGUAGAGAAGAUACUAUUUAUGAUAUCGUAGUUACCUCAAGCUCAAGUAGAGCAUGCAUUUUUUAUGAUAAUAUCCUAGUUACCUCAAGUAGAGCAUGCUGUCUUAACCUUCCUCGUCUAAUCCCCAUUGGCUCAACGGCGGUUGUCUUCGAAAGCGAACCGAACGCGAGCUGUACAAUGAGGUUGAGAAAUCGGCCCAACGCCUGAUCGAUGAGAUGGAUCCUGGGUUUGUGGAGAAAACCUUUUUACCCCUUCUCUACUUACGGUUAUAAGAUACAAAUAUUGCCAGAAACCCAUCUCUAAGAGUAUGAGUAUCGUUUUGCCCUUUAUUAAUACUGGAAAAGUUGUGGCAAGAGAUACUCAUCUACCUUCUUGCUUCCGUUCUCGUCCUUGAUGAAUUUCAUUAAUCGAUUCAUAUGCUUAUCACUACUACAAGCUAAUAAUCAGUUGUGGUUUAUACGAGAGGGCUGUCAGUACGUCUAAUCCACAGUGGCGACGAAGAUGCGAUCGCGAAAUCAACCCCUUGGUUGCUAGGUUCCUGUAGGAACGCUUGGGCAAGGAUGACGUAUCCGUUUCUGCGGAAAUGCUUUGUCUUUGCGGAGUUGGAGAACCACGAGAGGAAUGGGUUCAGUUCUGCUACUUGUCAGGGGGACCACGACGGUUCGUCUACUGGAGCCGGUGGAGAAGAUGGAAGUGGGGGUCGUGUAGCUGGAGAUGGAAGUUCGGGCCCUGCAGAUAAGUCAUCGUCUACCUCAACGUCUACAACAGUCAACAAUCCUCGACGAUGGAAUUUCGAACGCUUGAAUCCUUGGUGCGUGUGGUUACCCUCAGUAUACGCCUUACACGCAUUCGCAAGAGAUCCUUUUGGUUACAACGAUGCUUUUUGGGCUCUACCCGCGGUAGCGAGAGUUGUAGAUAGAAUGCCCGCUUAUGAAGUUUGUUCCGAUGCAUGCUGGGCAAUCCUUCGUACGUGGCUUCACACUGUGACCGCUUGCGCCGUUGGGUAUACGGCGUUUUACACGGUGCCGUAUUUGCAGCAGCAGUUUUGGACAUCUGCAUCUUCGACUACAUCGACUGGUACCUCGAGUACACCGAUGUCUUCUACACCUGUUGUUGAACAAGUUGGAGACAUUGAUGAAGUAGAUACCUCCACAUCUAGUUGUAGGCCUGAAUCCUACCGCGUCGUAGCACCAGGAGGCCUUCUAUGGCGUACGGCACCUUUGUGGUUUGCUACAGUAGGGGAUCGGGAUUUUCCAAAGUAUGGUGACAUUGUCCUAGGGACAGUGGAGACGUCUGGUGGGCAAUCAUGGCUGCGUGUGUAUACCGACAGGACUGUCACAAGAGCAAGUUCUUCAAGAUUAUGUUGACUUUCGGAAAUUUCCCCCAUCUUCAGAAGCAGCAUCUUGGACCUCCGUGUAAGGGGGAAAGGGGUCCAAGAUGGGUUUCAAGAUGGAUUCCCGAAAGCUCUAACAAGAACAACUUCUCCAUCGGGAAGUGCUGGGGGUAGCUUUUACUUACCAAUCACAUCCUUUUCAGGGAGAAAUACAGAAGCAAAGGAUCUUAUGAUGAGGUUCUUAGAGCCAGUUACAACCACUGAAGCGUGUCGUGCAGCCUAAGGUCAAGAUUUUGAAUGGUGCUGUCAUAGUUCCCACCUGCUCUUUGCAUACGAU